Molecule: messenger RNA, 1740 nt
Organism: Fonsecaea nubica
Lineage: Eukaryota; Fungi; Ascomycota; Eurotiomycetes; Chaetothyriales; Herpotrichiellaceae
Exons: 3
Coding region: 1-1740 (579 amino acids)
Source: RefSeq, a predicted model, not a curated record
AUGACAUCUGCACUACGGCUUGUUCUGCUUGCGCUCUGGACAUUGUUAUGUACCUAUCCGGGCGUGCAAUGUCAAGGUCAAGUAUCAAUAAAAACGAACGGAACGGGCCCGUUGUCUCAAUACAAAUCUAGACCUGACAUUUACGCGCCGUUCCUGAAUAUCUCUCUGUUCGACGAAGACGCCGUGACUCCUGGUUAUAUUUUCCUCGGUCCAUACCAGACAUUUCAAGAGGCUAUCUACAUCUACGACAAUAGAGGGAACUUGGUGUAUUCGGGAUAUGGCUCAACUGGUGGUGGCCCUAGCCACAAUUUCCACCUCUGCAAAAUCAAUGGGACAGACAAUCUAUGCUAUAUAACCGGAGGCCAAAAUGUCGGAUAUGCUCGAGGCUACGCUGUGGUCUUAGACGACACUUUCACGGCCAAAACGUCGAUCCAUUCGCAAGCGGGUGUGGCCAAUUUUGACGAGCAUGAAUUCAAUGUCCUCCCCGACGGCUCGUCGCUAUUCACGCUUUACAAUCCGGAGCACUAUGAUCUGUCGGCCUACAAUAUCACAUCAGGGCAGGGUUGGAUUAUGAACAACUUCUUUCAACAUAUAGAGAUUGGCACCAGUCGACUGCUCUUCGAAUGGUCUGCCCUGGAUCAUGUACUACCCAAUGAAACGUUCGUGCUGCCAGACACGACAGAGGUUUCGGGGGAUGGCUUUGGACCGACGAGCCCCUGGGACUAUUUCCAUAUCAACAGCGUCGAUCAGAAUGCAGACGGAGACUAUCUGGUCUCUGCACGCCACACCUGUGCCCUAUACAAGGUAUCAGGACAAGAUGGGCACAUCAUUUGGCGCCUGGGUGGAAUCGCCUCCGACUUCACCUUCCCAGCAGGGCUUAAUUUCAGCUUCCAGCAUGAUGCAAGGUUCCGUGAGGAAAACGAAACCACCACUAUCAUCACGUUGUUCGACAAUGCGUCAAAUGGGUACAACCAGACUGCCCGCUACUCUUCUGGUUUAGUCUUGAAGCUCGACCAUACCACAAACUCGGUCACACUUCUCAAGAGAUUUAUUGCGCCAUACCAAUUUAUCUCCCAAUCGCAAGGCAACCUGCAGGUCCUUGGAAGCAAUCAAGAAUGGUCGACUUCCAACGUGUUCAUGGGAUGGGGCAAGAACGCUUUCAUAUCUGAGUACGCACCCGAUGGGCGAAUGGUCCAGCAAGGACAUUUCGCCACAGAGGGAUCGAUGCACUACCGCGCCUUCAAAUAUAAUUUCACCUCCAGUCCAACCGAUGCACCUGCUUUGUACACAUAUGCACACAAUACUAGUGCGCCGACAUCCUAUUGGAUGAGCUGGAACGGUGCCACGAAGGUUACUCAGUGGCGCGUUUACUCGAGUACGUCGCGCAACGGGCCGUGGACGGUGGUGGGCACCGUCCCUCGAAAUGGAUUCGAAACUAUGUUCACUGGACCCAACUACUAUCCUUGGAGUUUAGUCGAAAGCCUUGAUGGUAAUGGCAACCCAUUGAGGAACAGCACGAGACCGAUCAAGACAUUUGUACCCAGCGCGGAGCUGGCUGCAAACUGCAAUGGUUUAGGAUGCCCGACGGCUAGCACUGAUAGCACUGGAUCGCAAUCCUCAAGCCAGCCGAGCGCCGCGGCGACCAGUUCGAACGCUGGUGCUUUGAUACAAAAACGAAGCGGUGUGGACGGCAAGCUGGGAUUUGCUGCCAUGUUUGGCUUUGGAGCCAUGAUGGUAUAG